CACGGUUAUGCUGCCCUUAAAUUACUCUUCCAAACGGAGCGACCUCCUUCACUUCCUCCUCCAUCUUCAUCUUUACCUUCUCAUACACCUCCCUCAUACACCACCAUGACUUUAUCACGCCCACGCACAUACACCAGGGCUCAACCAACUGAGGCGGACAUCCUGGCCGCCCUUGGCAGGUACCGUGCAUACAUUGCCGAGGCCAACCAUCGCGCCAUGUCAGCUAUUCUUCCAGCGAUUGAGACAGCCCAUAUAGACGAUCCCGACCUUUUUGAGUCGCCUGAAGAGGAGGAGGAAGCACGCCUCGACUUUUUUGACCGUCUCAUCAACCCGCCUGACAACACGCAGCCGCCCAUCGAGCGUCCGUCCGACAUCCUUACGCAUUGGGACUUGGUUGUGUCGCAACUCUCCCUCGACGGCACCUCGGUGAAUGCCGACCCAGAAUGGCGGGCUACCAAGCGCGACAUGUAUCGCUCAGCCAUCCUCGACGGCCUUGGGCGCCUCGAGUGUCCCACUGGACAGUGGAACUUGCCUCUUGAUUUUGAGAUCCUGAUGCGGCACGUCGACAGUCUCGAAGGGCAUGGUUGGGCCAAGCUCCGAGACGAAACGGAGCGCCUGAUUUUCUGGGUAGGCUGGGGGGGACCAGGAAGUGGCACAGAGACCCACGAAAAAAUUCAAAAGAGGGUUCUGGCGGGGCAGACCAUCGUCGAUGCGACUGCAUUCUACAAUUACGAUGUAGCAGGAGGAUGGCUCUCCGGCGUGGGAGGCGAGUCUGCCGUCUACGUGGCUUACACCCGGCCGAAGGGGAACGAGAGCCAAGGUUGGUCUUGGCGAUAUCUGGUUACGAUGGGUCAGUUUGGCGAUGAAUGCUUUGACGAUAUUGUGGGUGUCCUGGAUUGGUACAAGCACCACUCUGAGCUUCAUGAGUCUGAGCUCGAGGUCACUGCCGCGGAGAUUUUUGCACCUUGACUGAUGAGACGAUUGACGCGCUGCAACUGUGGUUUUUUCUACUCGAGACUUUCCGAUAGCAAUUGCCAUAACCCACGUAGGGAAAUAACCAAUACAACUUCAGUUCCAUAUGGCCUCGCA
This is a messenger RNA of Ilyonectria robusta, 1089 nucleotides long. RefSeq lists its product as uncharacterized. The coding region runs from base 106 to 969 and encodes 287 amino acids. The transcript has a single exon. The record is from RefSeq and is a predicted model, not a curated record. Lineage: Eukaryota; Fungi; Ascomycota; Sordariomycetes; Hypocreales; Nectriaceae.